Molecule: messenger RNA, 1302 nt
Organism: Phytophthora sojae
Lineage: Eukaryota; Oomycota; Peronosporomycetes; Peronosporales; Peronosporaceae
Exons: 3
Coding region: 1-1302 (433 amino acids)
Source: RefSeq, a predicted model, not a curated record
AUGGCUCCCACGCGCUCCCAGCGCCCCGAGCUGCGGCCUCUGCUGAACCCCAGCAUUGCCGACUACGGCUUCCGGCCUCGCGACCCCGCGGAGGCUUGUCGCCAGGCGUUCCAGCAGUCUCUCGCGCUGCGCACCAUUGGGCCCGCGGCCCGUACUCCGGAGGAGCUCGCACUGCGUACGUCUCUGCGAGAGCGGCUCCUCACUCCACAGUCUACGACUGUCGCGGAGUAUCGCGAGAGGCUGCGGCUGCAAGCCCAGCAGAAGUCCGUGCCCGCCAUGCGGACGCACCCGGUGGCACUUAGCCCGGAGGAAGACUCAAUUGAGUACGAAGCUCAGUUCGAGUCUUGGGCCGAGCACAGCCGAAAGCUCAGCUCCAUGGACGCUCUCCGAGCCAGCUUCAGUGAAGUGGAAGUUCGCGUUGAACGCAAGCUCCGCUUCGAUUUCGCGAAGGUCCGAGCCAAGCGCAGCCUCUCGGCACUCGCCCAGCCGCAGACCCAGUUUAGCGCUUCGCUCCUUCGAGCACUCCAGCCGCUCCUUCCCGCGAGGGAGGUCAGCCUCGGAGCAGUGUGGCUGACCCAGCAGCUCCCCAGCUUAUUGCCGGGAAGCGCGGGACGGCCGGCCUUGAGCCCUCGGGGCGCUGGUGAUCAAGCUGAUCAAAAGAGUCCACGAUGUCUGGGCAGUCUUGGCGGAGGGGCACCUCAAACUCCCAUGAGUUCUCGGAGUGAGGGUACCCUCACCAUUUCACCAGAUACUGGUUUUGACCCCGGCACCGCCGUUUCGCCAGGAUGCGCUCCACAUGGUAAUGUAGAUUCCCAUGCUCAUCGAGCAGGGCCGGUGGAGGCCGCUGUGGGGUCCUUUGCGACUCAAAGUGAGCUCUUGGAGGUGCGGCAGCAGGCGGGUCGCAUUCGGGAUCAUAUCCGUGACGUUGAUGCACGUCUGGGCCGGACUGCCACCGAACUCGACGAGCUCGCCGAGCGGACGCGAUGGAUCGAGGUGCCUCGAGCGGUCUGGGACCGUCUUGGGCUCGGGGAGCUACAGCGUCAGCAGGCUGUGCUUCAGGGUCAGCUCGACCUCCUGGCCCGCAUGCAGGCUCCGACUACCGCGCCUCCUGCGCCUGCGGCUCUCGCUGUGCCCGCGGCACCUCCGGCGCCGAUUCUUCUGCCUGUGCCUGCGGUGCCCGCGUGGAUGGUCGCGUCCUCGACGCCUGCGACUGCGUCCUCGGCGACCGCGAACUCCGCGCCUGUGACCUCGUCACCCUCGGUGCCUCCAUCUGCACCUGCAUCGGGUCCUGGUACGGCUUGA